UCGGAGUAUGGACUCUGUAUAAUGAUCCAAAAGGAAUCUUCCCUCAGCACAUUCCACUACUUGGUUUACACUUUGCAACCAAAAACUCGCUUAACCCUUUGAAGUUUCUACUGGUCAGAGUUACAUUCUCUAGUUUGGUUGCUCGAUCCUAUUUCUAUUACUCAGUGCCAACAUUGUUAUCUUCAAUUCUUCAUGCAUUUUCUUUUUGGGAUGUUUGUGGGGAUAAGAAGGUCGAGAUUGAUCUUCAGGACCAUUCUAUUGGUUCUUGCAAUACUUCAAGAGGCAAGUUCACAUGGAGUCCAACCUCUUUCAAGAAUUGCUAUUCAUAAAGCAACAUUGGCUCUUGACAACCGUUCUUAUGUUAAAGCCUCACCUACUGUUCUGGGACUGAAUGGUCAAAAUACAGAAUGGGUUACGGUGGAGUAUAGUUCACCGAACCCAUCAAUUGAUGACUGGAUUGGGGUUUUUUCUCCUGCAAAUUUCAGUGCUUCAACCUGCCUUGCGGAAAAUCCAAGGGUUACUCCUCCAUUAUUGUGCUCUGCACCUAUUAAGUAUCAGUAUGCAAACUACACUAGUCCUGACUACCAAGAUACGGGAAAAGGGUCCUUGAAGCUUCAGUUGAUUAACCAGAGAUCAGACUUCUCUUUUGCACUAUUUUCGAGUGGUUUGUUAAAUCCAAAGCUGGUAGCAGUGUCAAACACAGUAUCUUUCAUAAAUCCAAAUGCCCCCGUUUACCCACGGUUAGCACAGGGAAAGGAAUGGAAUGAAAUGACAGUAACAUGGACUAGUGGAUAUGGGAUUGAUGAAGCAGAACCCUUUGUUCAAUGGGGUCCAAAAGGAGAACAUCAAAAACAUUCCCCAGCUGUUACUCUGACUUUUGAACGUAACAGCAUGUGUGGUGCACCAGCAAGGACAGUUGGAUGGCGUGAUCCAGGAUAUAUUCAUACCAGUUUUUUGAAAGAGUUGUGGCCAAACAGAGUGUAUACCUACAAACUGGGGCAUAGAUUGUUCAACAGUACAUAUAUUUGGAGCAAAGAAUACCAGUUUAGAGCAUCUCCAUUUCCUGGUCAAAAUUCUUUGCAACGUGUAGUCAUUUUCGGGGACAUGGGAAAGGAUGAAGUUGAUGGCUCUAAUGAAUACAAUAAUUACCAGCGUGGCUCUCUUAACACUACCAAACAGCUUAUUAAAGAUUUGAAAGAUAUUGACAUAGUGUUCCACAUUGGAGAUAUAUGUUAUGCUAAUGGAUACCUUUCGCAGUGGGACCAAUUUACUGCACAGAUUGAGCCCGUUGCAUCAUCUGUGCCUUAUAUGAUUGCAAGUGGUAACCAUGAGCGUGACUGGCCGGGAACAGGAUCCUUCUAUCAGAACAUGGAUUCUGGAGGAGAAUGUGGUGUGUUGGCUGAAACUAUGUUUUUUGUCCCUGCUGAUAAUAGGGCUAAGUUUUGGUACUCCACUGACUAUGGCAUGUUCCGGUUCUGCGUAGCUGACACAGAGCAUGAUUGGAGAGAGGGAACAGAUCAGUACAAGUUCAUUGAGCACUGCCUUGCAUCAGUUGAUAGACAAAAGCAACCGUGGCUGAUCUUUCUUGCACAUCGGGUACUUGGCUAUUCUUCUGGCAUCGGUUAUGCCAUAGAAGGAUCAUUUGCAGAACCAAUGGCUAGGGAGAGCCUUCAAAAACUCUGGCAGAAGUACAAGGUUGACAUUGGCAUCUAUGGCCAUGUGCAUAAUUAUGAAAGGACAUGUCCCAUAUACCAGAAUAUAUGCACGGACUAUGAGAAACGGUACUAUAAGGGCACACUGAAGGGCACCAUACAUGUUGUUGCGGGUGGCGGAGGAGCAAGCCUUUGAACAUUCACCACCCUCAAGACCGAUUGGAGUAUAUAUAAAGACUAUGAUUAUGGAUUUGUAAAACUUACUGCAUUCGACCAUUCGAACCUGCUUUUCGAAUACAAGAAGAGCAGUGAUGGAAAGGUUUACGACUCUUUCAGAAUAUCCAGGGAUUAUAGAGACAUCUUGGCCUGCACUGUGGAUAGUUGCCCAAGUACAACACUUGCUUCCUGAUUUUGUGAACAAGGGAAAAUCUAUUGUC
This is a messenger RNA of Durio zibethinus, 2089 nucleotides long. Its product is annotated as putative inactive purple acid phosphatase 1. NCBI's taxonomy places the organism in Eukaryota, Viridiplantae, Streptophyta, Magnoliopsida, Malvales, Malvaceae. Gene Ontology annotation, molecular function: acid phosphatase activity; metal ion binding. The record is from RefSeq and is a predicted model, not a curated record.